AAGAAACACGCCCAAACUCUCAACAUCAGUCGUCCGUCACAAGUCUGCUGCUACUGGUCGAUGUCUGUGAUGGUGGGCGAUCCUAUUGUAUUUGGAACUCAAAAGCUUGAACGCGCAUAUUCCAACAGCACAGUAUUUUUUCAAGGUCCCCUAAAACCAGAGAGAACAGGAGAGGACGUACUUGAAUGCAGAUCUAAAAUUUCCGCGGGACAGCUCUGAGAUUCACCAACAACAUUAAUAUCCCACUAAUCUAGCAGAUUUACACCUGUCUUGUUAUCGCCAAGACUAGUGUCAGUCUGGAACCAUCGGGAUGAUUGUUUAGAAUACUUUGAGAGCAUAUGAAAACAGCCGACCAGAACAUUUUCUAGACGACUAGCUCCGGGACAACUCUUCCGGCAGUGUGUGCUGGUGCUUGCGACGGAGAAGCACCUGCUUUAGCCUGCGGGAAGUUGAUUAUGUGGAGGCGCUUUCUGACAUCUACUGCAUCUUGUCAGUUUUUGUGCAUUUCGCUGCUGAGGAUAGCCGUGUCCCGAGGAGGAUGCCGAACAGGCUGAAGACGCAGUCCUGAAGAUUGAUGGAGGGCCAUGCUAUUCAAACAGCAGGCGUUGCUGAGACAGAAGCUCUUCUUGUUGGGCAGCCUUGCUAUCGGGAGUCUCCUCUAUCUAGUGGCCAGGGUUGGGAGCUUGGAUAGGCUGCAGCCUAUUUGCCCCAUAGAGAGCAGACUGGGCCCUCCUCACCUGCCGGAGCAGAUCCCUCUCCGGACCCUGCAGUAUAAGCGUGGUCUGCUCCAUGAGAUCCGCAAGGGCAAUGCCACCAAAGAGCAGAUCCGCAUGCACAACCUGGUGCAGCAACUGCCCCGGGCCAUCAUCAUCGGGGUGCGCAAGGGGGGCACUCGCGCCCUGCUGGAGAUGCUCAACCUGCACCCAGCUGUGGUCAAGGCCUCGCAGGAGAUCCACUUCUUUGACAACGAACAGAACUAUGCCCGGGGUAUCGACUGGUACCGGGAGAAGAUGCCCUUCUCCUUCCUACACCAGAUCACCAUUGAGAAGAGCCCCGCCUACUUCAUCACAGAGGAGGUCCCCGAACGCAUCUUCAAGAUGAACUCCUCCAUCAAGCUGUUGAUUAUUGUGCGUGAGCCCACCACCAGAGCUGUGUCCGACUACACACAGGUGCUGGAGGGCAAGGAGCGUAAGAAUAAGACCUACCACAAGUUUGAGAAGCUGGCCAUCGACGGCAACACGUGUGAUGUGAACACAAAGUAUAAGGCGGUACGGACCAGCAUUUACACCAAGCACUUGGAGCGCUGGCUGAAGUACUUCCCCGUGGAACAUUUUCACAUUGUGGACGGCGACCGUCUGAUCACAGACCCGCUGCCUGAGCUGCAGCUCGUCGAGCGCUUCCUCAACCUCCCCUCCAGGAUCAGCCGGUAUAACCUGUAUUUCAAUGCCACCAGGGGAUUCUACUGCCUGCGAUUUAACAAUGUCUUCAACAAGUGCCUGGCAGGCAGCAAGGGCCGCAUCCACCCUGAGGUGGACCCCUCAGUGGUGGCCAAACUGAGGAAGUUCUUCCACCCCUUCAAUCAGAAGUUUUAUCAGAUUACUGGGAGGACGUUCAACUGGCCCUGAGAAACUAAGGGAAGGUCUAGGCCUAGCCUAUAUGAACUUCUUAACUGAAGUUGUUCUGUUGGCAUUUUCAAGAUGUCAACCACAACAAUAUUAAAGGAUAUUAAAAGCACUUUGAUUGAAUUUAAUACGUAGAGGAGAGUGGGGUAAAUUGAGCCGAAGGGUUAGUUGAGCUACUCCUUGUUUCUAGGAAACCAUACACAAAAUGUACCAUGUGACCAAAUAUUAAGGAAGAGGUCGUCAUUUCAUGGAGUCUAUGAAAGAAAAAAACACAUGGAAAAAGUGGUAAGCAAGUUAGGGCAAAUGAAUGUAUUGUGUUAUAGGUUUCAUGCGGCUUGUAUCUAAACCAAGGUGGAUUGUUUUGUAUAUCAGUUGGGGUCUCUAUAAGCUACAAUAUGAGGUCCUAAACCUAGCAUGAAAGCGCAUCCUUGUACCUGUGUGGGCUAAUAUAGUAAAAAUGUUUGCCUUGGGGUAAGUUGAGCCAAUGGCCACCAUACCCCAUACAGAUUAUGAUUACAUUUAGUCAGUUUUAUGCAUAAUAUGCAUCGUAUUUUUGCAAUGUGUCAUUCAUAUGAACUCAAUAUACUGCAUUUGUAUUGUUAUAGAGCAGACCUAAUCAUUCCCUGUGUAUACAAUUGUAAAACAUCCAGGGAUCUAGCCCCCCUUUAGGUUCUUGAGAGAGCAGCGAAGGAAGUGAGAGAAGGGAAGAAGUCCAUUCCAGAAGCACCAAGGGAUUUACUGAAUGACACUGAAGAGGUACAUUGACAAAAAUGAAAACAAACAUGUACCUGUGUGAAAGAGAGGCUGCGACAGAGUAGCAGAGACACACAGGUCUUAUCUGAUGACAUGGAGUCUGAGCUUGCUAAGCAUAUCCAGAAUAUCGCGGACCAGCUUCAUGGGCUUAGUAGCCUCAAAUGCAGAGAACUUGCCUACGAAUUGGCACAUCGAAACAAUAUCACUGUCCCAGACAACUUGUCAAGAAAUGCAAGGGUAAGUCAUAUUUAACAGAUACAUCUAUAUCUGAAUAUAGGCAUACAUUUAAAAUUUACAGUACAAUAUACCUCACCCCCAUUCCAUGAAUUAAACUUUGACUAACCUGCACCAUCACCCACUGUCACAGGGCACCAUCACCCCAAGGUGGAUCAAUUUACUUUAUCCCUAUGCUCAAUUUACUCUGGGAUAAGUUGUGCAAAGAGACCUAUUUUUUUUGACAAACUAUGUUUUUAAAACUGUUAUGUUUACAUGAAUUGAUUAUUUCCAGGGAUACACAACAUCCUGAAAUAUAUGUAGAUAUCUUUGUUAGAAAGAAUACUAUAUUGUUGUAGUGAGGCUGAAUGUAAAAAAAUGGCUCAACAUACCCCACUCUCCCCUGUGAGAAUGACAAUGUGACCAAAAUCUGUAAUGGAAUCAAUGUAUGUUUGUUUCUUAAUAUGUAAGGGGGCAUAAGAGGAAAAAUGGUUUGUGAGUUGUGUGAUUACAAAACAAUUCAGUUUAAUGCACCUGAUCUUUCUUCAUAAUAAUUCACCUGUCUGACACUUGUGCCCGUUAUAAACUUGGCAUUUUGCCAUCAUCUCAGCCAAUAUUGAAUGAAGGGUAUACUAAAAUGAGCGAUAGACAUGAGAUUAUUUUAAGUGAACAUGUGGAUUUUAAAAGAAGACUUGUCAGUCAACAACACAUACAUUUAACAUAUUUAAAGGCUAUAUCAUGAAGCUAUAUAUGUGGCAAUGUUUCAUAUAAAAACAACCUUGACAAAGACGUAGGCUUACGUGUUCUUGCAGUUCUGAGUGUGAUAGUCUUGCAUUUAUUACAGUUCUCAUUUUGGUUUUGCUUUUCUCCUGCAUGUGUAUUGAACAUACAAUUGACAAAGCAUUGGCUCUCUAAUGUAGUGUUGUGUUAUUUAAUUUAUUCCAGUAUCAUUCUUUAAACAUGUGCUACUUUUAUUUGUUUCUAUGUUGUUUUUAGGUAGUUUUAUUUUUCUCAAACUACCAUGACGUACUUGUAUCCGUAAUAUAACCCAGAAAUCUGUAGAAGGGUAGGAGAUUCUCAUGAGGGAAUGGGAACAUAGAUUUCUCAUAAAAUUCUGACUCCGAUGAUGUCCUCAUACGUCAAGCAUUUAAAUGUUGAAUAAGGGAUUUAAAGUGGUAACUUUGUUCUCAUUCUUUUUUUCCAGUAUUAAUGACAUGUUUGUCAUUCCCCUUGGUGAAAAGCCACAGUAAAAAAGUAAUUUGUUAGUUACUGUCAAACCAUCUAAUGCUUAUUCUACUACAAUUAAAAUAUUUGUCUUAUGUGCAAAUAGCCAUCCUGUAUCAUAACUGUGUUGUUCUGUAACAAAAAAUAAUUGAAUUAAAAUGACAUGUAAACACGU
Molecule: messenger RNA, 3987 nt
Organism: Salmo salar (Atlantic salmon)
Lineage: Eukaryota; Metazoa; Chordata; Actinopteri; Salmoniformes; Salmonidae
Product: heparan sulfate glucosamine 3-O-sulfotransferase 5
Molecular function (GO): [heparan sulfate]-glucosamine 3-sulfotransferase activity
Source: RefSeq, a predicted model, not a curated record